UAGAAAGUGAACUGGCUGCCAAGAUGGAGAGGAAGGAACAAAGCAUGACCUUCUACAGUCCUGAGGUCUCCAAAAUAAAAGGGAACCGGAAAUACCAAAGGCCUACCCUUCCUACCAACAAGCAAUCGAUGUCAGCCCAGAAGCGGCAGCUGUAUGUGGAUCAGGCAUACACCUAUACCCGGAUGUUCGGUGGCAGCCUCUCUGUCUUUAGCCUCCUGCUGCUGAUCUGCACGUCCCCACUGAGCUGGGUGCAGUUCCUGGUGACCAACAAUGGCAUUGAGCUCAACGCAGGACUAUGGACCUUAUGCCACCAUGAGCUAUGCUGGAGCCACACACCCAAGCCACCCUAUUACCUCCAGUAUUCCAGGGCCUUGUUCAUCAUCUCUGUCCUCUGCAUGCUUACUGGCCUCGGCUUGCUCUUCAGCUCCUGCCACCCUGCAGAAGGAAUCCUGUCCUCUGAGUUGGAUCUGAAGGUGUGCAUCCUCAGCUUCUGCUCAGCUGUCUGCUUGCUCCUCUGCCUCAACCUGUUUCUGGCCCAGGUUGAGUGGUACACAAAGAGCACCAUGGAAUCAGAGUUCCUGUGGGCCUAUUAUCUUAAUUGGUGCAGUGACAUCUUGUAUGUCUGUGCUGGGAUCAUUUCUUUUCUCAACUACAUAACUUUCCAAUCUCAUCUUCCUGAUCAAAGUGACACUAUGACCCCACAGCAUAAGUCUAGGCUGCAAAACCCACCAAUAAUACCGCCUGCUACAGCUGCAAAGUCAAGUCCUGAGAUGCAAUUUCUAAGUGGGAGAGGGGAGAAACAACCAAGUGUGAUACAAGAAAAACAGCCAAGUAUGAGAGGGGAGAAACAACCAAGUACGAGACUGUGAUAGAAAUAGGGAAGGGUAAAUCCUGCUGUCGUGCAAACAGAGGUGGGCUAAGUGAGAAAUGAUUGUGCAAAUUCGAUGAAA
Molecule: messenger RNA, 950 nt
Organism: Phodopus roborovskii (desert hamster)
Lineage: Eukaryota; Metazoa; Chordata; Mammalia; Rodentia; Cricetidae
Gene: Tmem202
Product: transmembrane protein 202
Exons: 5
Coding region: 24-869 (281 amino acids)
Cellular component (GO): plasma membrane
Source: RefSeq, a predicted model, not a curated record